Molecule: messenger RNA, 485 nt
Organism: Cylicocyclus nassatus
Lineage: Eukaryota; Metazoa; Nematoda; Chromadorea; Rhabditida; Strongylidae
Source: the annotation of a GenBank genome assembly
GCAAUGUCGCAACUCUGAUAGAGAUAUACGGUGGAGAAAAUGAGCCAUUGAUUAGCGAAGAGUGCACAUUUCAUUUAAUGGAGCGACCCGGCAAGUGUGGAGUUAAGAAGUCUGACAAAAACAUAGGAUAUCGAUCAUUGUCAGCAUAUCCCGGAAGAGUCUUGGCCAGCAACGAACACAGUCUCAGGAUUCCAUGGAAGACGAAAUUCAUCGCAGAAAUUUUCAAAGAGCUGGAUAACUAUACGCAAGAAAUUGUUAAGAAAUUUGGCAAAGUGAUUGCUAUCACGGGUUCUGCUUACAAUGGGGAUUAUAAUGGCAAAUAUUCCAGACCAGAUCUGAUUUCGCCAUUACCCACGCACCUAUAUCGUGUACUCAUUUCGUGUGAUGGUGGCUGGUCACCGAGAGGCACUAAUUGUCAGAAACCGGAGCAGACAAAAGUCUUCGCCUUCAUCUUUCCUCACAUGGAUGGUGACCCGAAUUGCUUG